This is a messenger RNA of Arctia plantaginis, 1239 nucleotides long. Lineage: Eukaryota; Metazoa; Arthropoda; Insecta; Lepidoptera; Erebidae. The record is from the annotation of a GenBank genome assembly.
AUGGAUUAUACAGACUACAAUGGGACACAUGUGAAAGUUGCUAGGAACUGGUCGUUGAAUGAUUUUGAAAACUUGGACUUAUCACAGUGUAAAUUCCCAAACACACUAUGGCAUGUAAGAUCAGCAACAGAAAUGGCCAUCAAAUCGACUCUCAUGGUCACCGUAGCAGUUAUGGGAAUAUUUCUGAACUCCAUAAUACUGAUUAUCUUGUUCAAGAACAAAUGGCUUCGAUCUCCGAGCAACUAUCUGAUAGGCAACUUGGCCUUCACUGAUUUGUUGAUGCUUGUUCUGUCCCCUUGGUUCAUGCUCAUUAGAGAUUUCCACCAAAAAUUCAUUUUGCAGAACUUUGGGUGUCGAUUUGAAGGAUUUAUGCAAGCUACAUUAUUACUUGCAAGUGUAAGCGCAGUCAUGUUGGUGUCCUACGAUCGUUUAGCUGCAGCCGCCUUAACCACUGAAGCCAGGGUUACUAUGAAAGUAGCCCCGAAACUUGUGAUAGCGUCGUGGCUCUUAUCAAUGGUUUUAUCUAUACCCUGGAUUGUUAAGAGAACUUAUGUAGAACGUCAAUGGUUGGACUAUCUAGAAACAUUUUGCGCAGAAGAUGUUCAAGUGUUGGGUAUUUACUGGCACUUUUUGCUGACUUUGCUGGUAUGGAUCCCACUUGCCGCUAUGGUUGUUACUUACGGCGCAAUAAUGUGGCAAUUAGAACGGAGUAGUCGUGAGCUGUCCUCUCGAGGUGGAGGGCGUUCUAUUGCCAAAGCCAAGAGUCGAGCAAUGAGAAUCACCGCAUUUAUUCUGGCAGUAGCUGUUCUAUGUCGAGUGCCAUACACUGUUCUAAUUUACUGGAAAAAGAAUUUGAAUCCUGAAAUCAACGCGGUAGACGGCAGCUUCAACAUAAUGUGGUUUGCGGCAAAUUACAUGAUGUAUUUGAACAGCGCUGUAAAUCCACUUAUUUAUGGAUUUACUAAUUUGAGAUUUAGGAAAGCAAUGGACAGAACUCGCGGAGUUGCCUGGUUUCGGUUUGGAAGUUGGUGCUGCGUGCGUACUAUGUUCACAAGGAGAAAAAAAGAAGUGUUCGACAAGAAUACGGACAAAAUCUUCGUCAUAGAGAACUCACCACGUCAAAACAGGCAACUUUCACGUGUAAUCAAGAAUAUUUUGCACAUUAACAUGGAUUCUGUAGAGUUCACCAUUAAAGCAGAUGAAGUUACUGCUAAGCCUACCAAAGUGACUCCUUUAUAA